Molecule: messenger RNA, 909 nt
Organism: Guyanagaster necrorhizus
Lineage: Eukaryota; Fungi; Basidiomycota; Agaricomycetes; Agaricales; Physalacriaceae
Exons: 1
Coding region: 143-658 (171 amino acids)
Source: RefSeq, a predicted model, not a curated record
GGAUUGAGUAGCAUUCGCAGCCAAACAUUCUGUUACGCCGCAAUUUCUUCUUCCAGCAUCAUUGCAUUUUGCCUUGGAAAUUUGAUUCGUAUGUUUCUUCAAAAUAUGCAAUUUCGUUCUUCAGCGCGUAUACAGACCAGUCAUGAAUUCUCUAGGGAUUCGGGCUCCAGAUUGGCUCCGGCUUUUAUCUUCUAUUAGAUCGUCAUACACGCCGCAGCCUGGACGCACUUGUUUCCAGCCUCCCUACCAUUGGUCUCUGACGGGAGCUUGGACUGCCGAUAAUGACACUGUCAACGGUACGAUACCCUUAGUCGACACUUGGACAUUUACGCAUGCCGUCUCGCUCACUCAACAUGAUAUUGUUGAGGCUUGCUACCGUCCGAAAAGCAUUCCUUGGUACCUUCAGCCUUUCCCAACCUGGACCGCCUUCGUCAUCGUCCCUGUCUUCUCGCUCUUCUCGUCUCUUGCCAAAUUGCAACCCCUUAAAAGCAAGCAGCUCCCUGUCAUGGUUGGUAGCGAUUUCUUUCGUGCUGCUCGUAUGCCUCAAAUAAAGUCGCCGACCACUACAUCUCCAAUCAAUCUGGCGUCGUCCCUGCCAUCGGAGCUUGUAUAUACAUGUUCGGCACCCGGAAAAACGCAGCUGUUUUCUCAUUUUUAAAGUACCUCACGUUUUCUUUACCUUGUUGCUUUGUGCCACCUUCCUUUCCCUCCUGAGUAUUCAUGUAUUCUCUACGAAACAGAUGUGUACAUCGCAUUGUCCUCAGCAUCAUCAUGUCUAGAAACGGACGGCCGGCGAAUUCUCUACAUUUUCAAUGGGCACCUUGUGUCCAACAAGUGUGCGGAUGUUGUUGAUACCGUAACUAAAGGAACAUUUAGCAUCGUGAACAUUUUUCACGUCAAAGGUACUUG